This is a messenger RNA of Salvia miltiorrhiza (redroot sage), 1050 nucleotides long. RefSeq lists its product as uncharacterized. NCBI's taxonomy places the organism in Eukaryota, Viridiplantae, Streptophyta, Magnoliopsida, Lamiales, Lamiaceae. Gene Ontology annotation, molecular function: nucleic acid binding. The record is from RefSeq and is a predicted model, not a curated record. The transcript has 3 exons. Bases 1 to 1050 code for a protein of 349 amino acids.
AUGGUGAACAAAAAUCUGUCCAAUGCAGAGAGGAACCAAAUUGUGCAAUAUCGUCUUCAAAAUCUGAAAAACGGCAAACCAAGGAAAGGAGCCAUGAAGGUGGCUGUCACCAUCUUCAAUUCUUUGCAACGUACGGUGACUCGGCUUUGGGCUGCAGCCAAGAAAAAAAAGGAGAAAGGUGAGCAAAUUUAUUUAACAAGUGCAAAACCUAAUGCUCCUAGAAGGAAAAGAGUUCACGUAGACAUAGAUCUUAUUCAAAGCUUAGAGCUACACAAACGUUCGACAAUUCGCAGGCUGGCAGUGGGAAUUAAUCGCAGCAAAAGCACAGUUUGGCGUUGGGUGAAUCAAGUGCUGAUCAGAGCCCACACAAGCGCUAUUAAGCCUGCUUUGACAACACCUAAUAAAUUGCUUCGACUACAGUUUUCACUAGAAGCAUUGGAGUUUGAUCGAAUCAUGAUGGCUUUAAAGUUUAAGGCAAUGAACAACACAGUGCACAUUGACGAGAAAUGGUUCUACAUAACAAAGGCUGCACACAAGACACAUUUUUCAGAUGAUGGUGAAGUUCUUUUUGAUGGGAAGAUUGGUAUCUUCCCAUUCAUACAAAAGCUUCUACCGGCUAUAAGAGCUAAGUGGCCCAGAAAUGCAUCAAAGGUCAUAUACAUUCAGCAGGAUAAUGUCAAACCUCAUAUCCAGGACACAGACCCUGAUUUUAGGGCUGCUGCCACUGCAGAGGGGUUUGACAUACGAAUAGUUCAUCAACCACCAAAUUCACGCGACACAAAUGUGAAUGACUUGGGGUGGUUUCGAGUUAUUCAAAGUAUCCAAACAGAAUCUGCCUGCUACAAUGUUGACCAAUUGAUCAAGGCAGUGGGGGAAUCAUACGCACAACUGUCUCCUCACACACUCAACAAGGUUUUUUUGAGUUUACAAGCAUGUAUGGUGGAAAUCAUGAAGCAAAAGGGUCACAAUGCAUACAAGAUCCCUCAUUUGAAAAAAGAUGCACUUACGAGGGCAAAUGCACUUCCAAAUGACUUACACAUGUUCCACUAG